Messenger RNA from Euleptes europaea (tarantolino), 1143 nucleotides. RefSeq names its product forkhead box D1 (gene FOXD1). Bases 1 to 1143 code for a protein of 380 amino acids. Gene Ontology annotation, molecular function: DNA-binding transcription factor activity, RNA polymerase II-specific; RNA polymerase II cis-regulatory region sequence-specific DNA binding. Gene Ontology annotation, biological process: anatomical structure morphogenesis; regulation of transcription by RNA polymerase II; cell differentiation. The transcript has a single exon. The record is from RefSeq and is a predicted model, not a curated record. Lineage: Eukaryota; Metazoa; Chordata; Lepidosauria; Squamata; Sphaerodactylidae.
AUGACUCUGGGCGCGGAGACGGGCGAGGCCGCCGCGGCGCCCGCCCGAGAGCCGGACAUCGACGUGGUGGGCGAGGGCGAGGAGGCGGGCGACGACGAGGACGACGACGACGACGAGGAGACCCUCCGCCGCCGCUGCUGCUUCCCGGGGGAGGAGGAGGAGGAGGACGAGGAGGGGGAGGAGGAGGCCGCCUCGCCCGGCUCGCGCCCGCCGGGCUCGCCCUCUUCGUCGCCGCCGUGCGGGGCGGCGGGGCGGCGGGGCGCGGGGCCGGGCGCGGGCAAGAGCAGCCUGGUGAAGCCGCCCUACUCGUACAUCGCGCUCAUCACCAUGGCCAUCCUGCAGAGCGCCAAGAAGCGGCUGACGCUGAGCGAGAUCUGCGAGUUCAUCAGCGGCCGCUUCCCCUACUACCGGGAGAAGUUCCCCGCCUGGCAGAACUCCAUCCGCCACAACCUCUCGCUCAACGACUGCUUCGUCAAGAUCCCCCGCGAGCCGGGCAACCCGGGCAAGGGCAACUACUGGACCCUCGACCCCGAGUCGGCCGACAUGUUCGACAACGGCUCCUUCCUCCGCCGCAGGAAGCGCUUCAAGCGCCAGCCCCUCCCGCCGCCCCCCCCGGCCCCCGACCUGCUCCUCCGCCGCCUCCAACCCGCCGCCGCCGCCGCCGCCUUCCUGCCCGCCGGCCCGCAGCCCCCGCCGCCCCCCGCCUACGCCUACGGGCCCUACGGCUGCGCCCCCUACGGCCUCCCGCUCCAGCCCUACGCGCCCGCCUCGCCUCUCUUCGCCUUCCAGCCGCCUCCGGCCGGCCGGCCGCCCCCGCCAGCCCCGCUCCUGCCCGCCCCGACGCCGCCGGACCUGGGCAGGACUGCCCGCUUCGCCUACCCGCCGCUCGCCGCCUCCCUGCGCGCCCCCGCCAAGAGCGGCGGCGCCCCGGCCCCGGCCCGCUCGCCCUUCUCCAUCGACAGCAUCAUCGGCCGCGGCCUCCGCCCCCCCGACGCCUCCCAGGCGGCCGUCCUGCCCGUGCUGGCCCGCUCGCCCGCCGCCGCCUCGCCUUUGCCCGCCGCCGCCUCGCUGGGGGGCACCCUGCGCCAAGGCAGCGCCCGGGCCCCGGCCGGACCCCUGGCCGCUCGGAUCCCCAAUUGCUAA